AUGGAGACUGAGAAAGUCGACCGUGAAGAGAGUUGCUCAUUUGGGUUCUUCUCUGUCUCACCCCUCUUCCCACCCACUCCUGAUGAUGAAAUAGGGCGUUCAUCUUCAUGUGCCAGUUUGCAAACAGAUGACACAAGUGAGGUUGGACUAGAGAACGUCCUCAGAGAGCAGUCUCCUGACGCUUCCAGUCAGUCAGAGGAGAGGGAGGCGGAUGCCCAGCCCAUGAAGAGUUCACUUCAUUUUGUUGUACCUUUGCCUCUCCAUAAGUGGGUCCAGAUGGUGGAUCCACCUGAUUAUGACACCAGGUCCCUGUCAUGCCCUUCACGCUCACGUAGUGCCUCUGGAUGCUUCGAUCCAUAUAACUCCUUGGAGGACCAAGAUGGGGAACAUGUUGGUUUUGCUACACUGCCAAACCAAGUACAGCGAAAAUCAAUGAAAAAGGGAUUUGAGUUCACCCUGAUGGUUGUUGGUGAGUCUGGCUUGGGCAAGUCCACCCUAAUCAACAGCCUCUUCCUCAGAGAUCUGUACAAGAACAGAACUUUCUAUGAUGCCCAUGAAAAGGUAUAUCAGACUGUAGCAAUUACAAAGAAGACUGUUGACAUUGUUGAAAAGGAUGUUAAGCUAAGGCUCAACAUUGUGGACACACCAGGCUUUGGAGAUGCUAUGGACAACACUAAAAGCUGUAAAGCUGUGGUAGAUUAUAUUGUCCAUCAGUUUGAGCAGUACCGCAGGGGUGAAGUCAGUCUGAACCGCAAGAACAUUCAGGACAACCGUGUGCACUGCUGCCUCUAUUUCAUCUCACCUUAUGGCCAUGGCCUCAGACCAAUUGAUGUGGAGUUUAUGAAGGCCCUUCAUGAAAAGGUCAACAUCGUGCCUCUGCUGGCUAAAGCAGACUGCUUCACCCACUCUGAGAUUCAGUAUAUGAAAACCAGAAUUUUGAAUGAGCUCAACGAUUACAGGAUCAAGAUCUAUCAGUUCCCAGAAUGUGACCCAGAUGAUGAUGAGCUUUUUAAAAAGCAGCACUUGGAACUGAAGACACGUGUACCAUUUGCUGUAAUUGGGAGUGACACAACAGUGGAGAGCAAAGGCAGGAGAGUACGAGCUCGCUGUUACCCAUGGGGUGCUGUGGAAGUGGAGAAUCCUGCCCACUGUGACUUUGUGCAUCUGAGGAACAUGCUGGUGCGAACACACAUGCAGGACCUAAAGGACAUGACUGAGGAUUCUCUGUAUGAGAACUACCGCAUGCAGUUCUUGUGCCGACGAAAAAGCACUGACCAGGUAAUGAACAAGUCUUAUUAAAGAGUUUGUUCCAUGACCAGUGAAAAUGUUUAUUUACUAUGUUUUUCCUCUUUAGGAAAGUGAUAAUUAAACAAUACUGGAGGAGGACAGGGCACUGACA
Molecule: messenger RNA, 1399 nt
Organism: Colossoma macropomum (tambaqui)
Lineage: Eukaryota; Metazoa; Chordata; Actinopteri; Characiformes; Serrasalmidae
Product: septin-5-like
Exons: 11
Coding region: 1-1299 (432 amino acids)
Biological process (GO): cytoskeleton-dependent cytokinesis; regulation of exocytosis
Cellular component (GO): cell division site; synaptic vesicle; microtubule cytoskeleton
Molecular function (GO): GTP binding; molecular adaptor activity; GTPase activity
Source: RefSeq, a predicted model, not a curated record